AUGGCCUACGUUUACCCAACAUGUCAAAUUAUAGGAAUUGAUGUGGUACCGCCAUCAGAAAAAGAAGGUUGGAAUUUGUCGAGUCACAUCAAUGGUUCUUCUGCUGCUGGACAACAGAAGCUUGUUCAAUUCCAAUACGGUGAUGUCAAGAAACCCUUGGCUUUUCCCGACAAUCAUUUUGAUCUGGUCUAUCAACGUGAUAUAGCCACCGUGUUGCCUUUUACUUAUUGGCCUACUUUAAUUCGCGAGUUUUAUAGAAUCGUAAAACCUGGAGGUCAGAUCCAAUUGGUCGAAUACGAUUUGUUAUUCAAGUCGCCUGGUCCGGUUUUAACACAGGUGAAUGAGUGGUAUCGCUCAGCCGCUCAAACAUUAGGGGUUGAUCCCGAUUAUACAAAACACUUGACGAGUUAUAUGAAGGAAGCUGGCUUUACAGAUAUACAGGAACGUGUGCACGAUAUACCCAUUGGAGAGUGGCCCUCCACCGACUUGGAGAAGCAGCAUGGCUACCUCUACAAGGAGCAGAUGAGAGCACUGUUUAAAUCCAUGAAACGUUGGUGGUGUACUGAAAUCAAGGUAUCACAACAAGAAUACGACCGUGUGUGCUCAGAGGCCCUAGAGGAGUUUGAAGAGUUUCAAAGCUCUGCUCGAUGGAAGAUCUUUACUGCCACCAAACCUGUUUAAGACAGCCCUUUUAUAUUUAUGCUCACUACACCUAUGAUCAUACCCACAGAUUCCUUUUUUAUAUAUGCUUUCCCUCCUUCUCUAUAUACUAGAACUAUGCUGUAAAU
This is a messenger RNA of Mucor mucedo, 788 nucleotides long. RefSeq lists its product as uncharacterized. Lineage: Eukaryota; Fungi; Mucoromycota; Mucoromycetes; Mucorales; Mucoraceae. Gene Ontology annotation, molecular function: S-adenosylmethionine-dependent methyltransferase activity. The transcript is spliced from 3 exons. The record is from RefSeq and is a predicted model, not a curated record. Bases 1 to 681 code for a protein of 226 amino acids.